AUGUCAGACACAGACAACGAUAAGGAAGGUCAAAAGUCAAAGGGUGUAUUCUCCACUUUAACGGCCAAAGGAGACUGGCUGUACCUCAAAGGGGAGUAUAAAAAGGCGAUAGAGAGCUACACAACGGCACUGACUUUAAGGCGUGAUGAUAAGACCUGCUUUGUUGGCCGAUCCAAGUGCUACCUGAAGAUGGGGCAAUGUGAAAAGGCUUUAAAAGAUGCAGAGUCUUCACUGAAGGAAGACAGGACAUUUUUCGAGGGAUUGUACCAGAAGGCAGAGGCAUUGUACUACAUGGGAGAAUUUGAAUUUGCGCUGGUGUUUUAUCACAGAGGACAGAAACUACGUCCACAAAUACAGGAGUUUCGACUCGGCAUCCAGAAAGCGCAGGAGGCCAUAGAAAACUCUGUUGGCAACCCUUCCUCUGUAAAACUGAAGAUUAAAGGAGACCUAUCAUUUCUCCAAAAAGAGGAGGAGAGGGCACAGCCAAUUACUGCUAUCCAGCAUCUGAAGGCAGAGAAAAAACAACAGGCCCAGAAGACCCCUAAAAAUGAGAAGAUAACCAAAAAACUGCUGGGAGAGUUUUACAGUGACAAGAAAUAUCUAGAAAACCUGCUUAAAGAUGAAGACUUGGUAAAAGGGAAGACGAAAUAUGGGGAGCGACUGCAGGACGUCAUUCAGGGAUGCCUCACAUACCUUGACACUUGCACCGAGUUCUGGAACCAGGAGAAACCCAUCUGUGAACGGGAAAGGGAGCAUAAGCUCAUGCAGCAAAAAUGUAGCAAGCCUCAUCAUAGCGCACCCUCUGAGCCUGCUCAUUUUCUGCUGAAGAGCCUGGAGGACAUUGAUGCAGAGUUGACAUCUGGAAAUGCAGAGGAUAGUCUCAAGAAGGCGGAAGAAGUCAUGAAGAUAGUGCAGCGGUGGUCAGAGAAAGAGGUUCCUGAUAAGAAAGAGGUUUUGGGCAGCCUGCACAGUUGUAUUGGGAAUGCCUUGAUUGACCUUGGAGACAUGGACAAAGCAUUAGGCCAUCAUCAAAAAGACUUGGAGUUGGCUAAACAGUGCAAACUCCCAGAUGCAAUGUCCAGGGCUCUGGACAACAUUGGGCGGGUUUAUGCCCAAACUGGACAGUUCUCACAGGCCAUUGAGUUCUGGGAGAAGAAGAUACCCUUGGUCCGUGGUGGGCUGGAGAAGACCUGGUUGUUUCAUGAGAUUGGUUGGUGUUACCUGGAACUUAGUCGCCACGAGGAAGCCCGAUACUAUGGCGUCCGUUCACUUGCUGCGGCUGAUGAAAUUACUGAUGAGAAAUGGCAGAUUAAUGCCAGUGUUUUGGUGGCACAGUCAGAAUUGAAACUUGGAAAGUUUGAAUCUUGUGUCUCCCACUUUGAGAGAGCCUUGACCCAUGCCAGACUGCAAGAAGACGACGCUGCUGUUAAUGCCAUUCAGAAGGCUCUUGAUGAAGCAAAGCAACAGCUGCCACAGUGAGGAUGUCCCCAGUGAAGAUUUGUGGUACUUCAGAGGGCUAAUUGAGCAAAAACGUUGA
Chelmon rostratus (copperband butterflyfish) is the source of this 1537-nucleotide messenger RNA. It is a transcript of the gene odad4, whose product is annotated as outer dynein arm docking complex subunit 4. The transcript has 11 exons. Gene Ontology annotation, molecular function: protein binding. The record is from RefSeq and is a predicted model, not a curated record. Lineage: Eukaryota; Metazoa; Chordata; Actinopteri; Chaetodontiformes; Chaetodontidae. Gene Ontology annotation, cellular component: cytoplasm. The coding region runs from base 1 to 1479 and encodes 492 amino acids.